AAAAAAAAAGGUUUGAAGGUACUGGUCAAAGGUCUAAGUAUUAAGAAUGAGGAAAGAAUUUGUGUAUUAAGUGGGCUUAUUGAGACUAUUCGAGAAGGGCUUAUUCAAAAUCAUUUGCCAUCUUGGAAUAUUAUAAAUCACCAUGAAGAUCUGGCAAUUUCCUGUCGAAUAUUACCUUUAAAAAUACAGUAAUUGGGCAAAGGUAAAUUGUAUAGGAAGAUUGAAAACAACUUGUACUUCUGCAGGUUCAACAUAGAAAUGUACCUCUUGACCAGUUUGCUGAAUGUGAACUGGGAGUGUAAUCUUUUCUGAACAGCUGAGGAACCUGAGAGCUUGUUGAAGAAUUUUUAGAGAAGAGUUUCAGGUUCGUGUGCUCUUAAGACUUAUCCAAUGGAUGUUUUAGGAGAAAAUGAAGCACUGCAACAGUUUUUUAAAGGUCAGGAUGUAACUGGAGCACUGGAGAAUCCUUUUGUUGACACCAGUAUGCUGGAAGCGUAUAUUAGUAAUGACUUGGAUUCAGGAGCCAUUACUUUACCAGACUCCCCACCGGAUUCUGUAUCUGAGCGCUGUUCACCUCCACAGAUGACGGAUGUCCAAUAUGGUGGUCCACGUGGAGCUGGAUUUAAUUCCCAAAUAGAUCAAUCAUCUUCAGUGAGUCAUCCAAACACUCCAUGUAGGUUUACUGAGCUGGUUCUGCCUACUCAUUCUAACUUGCCACAACAACAUAGACAAACUGGACGUCGUGAAUAUUUUAUGAAACCUGAUGUAGCUAUCCCUGCAAACAAAACUUCAGAAUCACCCAGUUAUGUGGAUUUCCCAAUUCUUCCCACUUAUGAGAGUGCCCCUUGUCACUCUGAAAUUUUGAUUCAACAUUCAAAGAAGAGGAAGCGUUCAGAAUUAUGUGAGAAUACCAUUGAUAUGUGGAAUGAUAUUCAAAGCCAAGAAGGCAACAAUUCUAGAGAACAUAGCACUGAUGUCUAUAGUUAUGAUAAUGACAGUCAAAAUGGAGUUUGCAUGGACUGGAGCUAUCCAUGUUUGAAAUGGCACCAUUUUCAACCCAAUCAUUGGGCAACUUUGUUUGACAGUAAUUACAAUGAAUUACCUGCUCCAGGCUAUAGAGUAGAUGCGGACAAAGGAUUUAAUUUUUCUACAGUAGAUGAUUCAUUUGUUUGUCAAAAGAAGAACCAUUUUCAGGUCACAGUUCGUGUCAGUUUGAUUGGAUGUCCAAAAUAUGUUAAAACGCCUCUGGGUCUUAAACCAGUUGAAACAUUCUUCUUGAAGGUAUUUGGAUUAAAGGUUGAGACCACAAAUCAGAUGAUCACCAUUGAACAAUCUCAAUCAGACCGGAGUAAGAAAUCUUUUGAUCCAGUCAGGAUUGAUUUGCCAGGGAACCAAACUACAAAAGUAACUUUAGGAAGAUUGCACUUUGGUGAAACAACAGCAAACAACAUGAGGAAGAAGGGUAAACCUAAUCCUGAUCAAAGAUACUUUAUGCUUGUAGUUGGUUUAUAUGCUACCUGCCAAAACCAGAAUUAUUUAUUGGCUGCUCACACAUCUGAAAGAAUAAUUGUGCGGGCUUCAAAUCCUAGUCAAUUUGAAAGUGAACUUGCAGGGACAUGGCAACAAGGGAACGCUCCUAACGCAAUUAUCUGUCACGGUCAAGUGGGAAUCAACACAGAUACUCCAGAUGAGGCAUUGGUUGUGUGUGGCAAUGUAAAGGUAAUGGGAUCAGUCCUGCAUCCAUCUGACAGACGAGCUAAACAGAACAUUCAUGAGGUUGAUACAACGGAACAACUGAAACGGAUAACACAAAUGAGGCUAGUUGAGUAUGAUUACAGGCCUGACUUUGCAAUAAAAAUGGGAGUAGACCACCCUCAUGAGACUGGUAUUAUAGCACAGGAAGUGAAGGAAAUCCUGCCAUCAGCUGUAAGAGAGGUCGGGGAUAUCACCUAUACCAAUGGUGAUAAGAUCGAGAAUUUCCUUAUGGUUGACAAAGAACAGAUUUUCAUGGAGAAUGUCGGAGCAGUGAAAGAGUUAUGCAAGUUGACUGACAAUUUUGAAAAAAGAAUUCAAGAAUUAGAAGUCUGGAACAAAAAUCUUGCCAAGCUGAAGUUGAUUGGGAGUGUGAAAUCUAAGACGAGUGAGAAAAAUAGCAGCAUAUUUCGCCGGGCAAGCAACAUGACAACACCAAAGAAACCUGUUAUGGCCAAACACAGGGCCUACCUUAACCAGCAUAAAGGUGACUGCUCUCUUCAGAAGGUUUUCCAUAUUGUCAUCAUGGCUCUAAUGGGUCUCAUGGCCUUUUGUGUCAUUUUGAUAUCCGCACUUUACGUACUAACGUUGAAUGAAGAACGAAGUGCUGUUAACAAGCUGAAUGAAAGCUUUAUUUCAGAGUCAUUUACAACAAACAAGCAUGCUACCUUUAUAACAUAUACAGCAUUGCCAGAAAAUGCAAGUUUAGUUUAUGCAACAGCAACCUCUGAAAUUCCCCGGCCUGAAAUAAGCUUCUGUAAUAUCCUACCUUGUGUCACUGUGCAGUGUUGUGCACUUCAAUCACAAAAAAAAGACAUUUCUAAUGAUUGGACAAACAGGAGAAUUGCCAAAGGUCUUGUACAAAACUACUUUCAACCAAAACUGGUAACAAGCCAAAUAAAUAUGAAGAGAAAUCAAAAUAGUGAUUGGUUUGAUACAUCUAUUAGAUCAAUAAGAGUUAUGGAAAGUCAGCAACAAAUUGACCAACAUUACUGUGUUAAAGGAAUUCAUUGUGGGAAUGGCAGCUAUAGCUACGUAAUUCCAAUCAACAAGUAUACACCUGUUAAUAUGAGAAUUACUUUGGAAAUGAACACAACAGCACCCGUGAUUGUUUAUAAAUGUAAAGUGAACCUUGGUGAGACAUGUGUAACACCUGCACACAAAAUAAUGAAAAGGGAUGCAUCACAGGAAAUGUCUCAGGGGUAUCAACAUUUCUGGUUCUUGCCAGUAGCACAUCUUCAUGAGUGUACAUACCACUUUCGCGUUGCAGCACCAGGCCUGGCAGACUGCAGAACAAAUCCGAACUUUGCUCGAAUAUUCUUCACAGAUUACCACUUGUACUUCUAUCGACAAUGCAGCUAAUUCAGAAGAACAAAUCCUAUACCUGUAUUGAUCUUUAUUGAAGUACAUUCUUUUCAUACAGACUUCAUAUAGCAUCUUUUGUUAUUUAACAUCUAUUAAUCAACCAGAUUAAUUCUUGGAUGUAAAAUACACACAUUACAUACUAAUUAUGAUUCUUGUCAUCUCGAGGUAUGUGAAACACAGGAGUAGCAUCUGACUGGAAUGGAGGAACAGCACAUUUUUACAUAGAUUUGCCAGUUGUAUUUUACAGGGAUUGCUAAGAGUGAGAACUAAUUUAAUAUUUUUACUUCUGUGAAGUUUAUAAAUUAAUAAAAUUUGAAGCAGUCUAAAUUCUUAGGUUUUUUUUGCUAAAUACAAGUCUUGUUGAGUUUGGAGUAAUUCUUGCUGUGAGGCAAAGGGAAUUUUUUUCAACGUAUCCCACCAAACCAAACACACACAUUGGUUUUGGAUUAUUGCAAGUUUCUUAUCUAUAUCCUGGCCCAUCGUACCAGGUGUUGUUACCAGGGCAACUUGCCACUCACUGGUGAUACCAAAACUGACUGGUAUUUCUGACGCUGGUGCCAUAUUUAAAAGGCCAUUGUGCACUCAGAGUGGGCAUGAGGAACUUACACUGGUGGGGUGAAGGAAGGCAUUGAACUUUAUUUCAACAUUGCUGGACAUUCUGCCAAUCAACUGAGUCUGCUCUAACAUUAGUGGCAAUCAUGGACUGGGCUGGCAUGGUCUAGUGACAUAGCCUCCAUAGCUGGUCUUUGUGGACAUCAAAAUUCAGCCCGUGCACCAUCCUGUGCAGUAGGAUCACAUCCACAAUAAAUGAAAACAGGUCUGAUUACAAAUACACGGCUGCAGGGUGACCAGGGAUGGGAACUGAAUGUCCAGGAGUAUUCAAUAUUUAGGAAAGACAGAUAGAAAGGAAAGGUGGCGGACUUGCAUUGUUAGUUAAAGGGGAAGCAACACAAUAGUAAGGAAGGAUACCAGCUGGAAUGCUGUGGACUGUAUGGACAAAGCUGAACAGCACCAAGGGGCAAAAAGCAUUAUUGGUGGUUGUACAUUGACUCUUGAAAUGUAGGGGUGAUUUUGGGAUUUGUGUUAAACAGGAAAUUAGAGAUGCAUGCAAUAAUGGAACAUCUGAAAUUAUGGGUGGCUUCUGCCCAAUCUAUAUGCAGGUUAGUCAUAUUAGCACCCAGACAGCAGAGAAGGGAUUUCUGGAGAAAAACAGGAUAGUUUUCUAGACCAAUAUGGAUAACUUGAGGAUCCAACUAGAGAGUAGGUUGUUCUAGACUGGAUAUUGUGUAAUGAAAAAGAAAUAAUUAGUAAUGUAGUUGUGUGAGGCCCCUUAGGCAGAACAACUAUAAUAUGAUAGAAUUCCCCGUCAAGAUGGAGAAGGACAUAGUUGAUUCCGAGACUGGAGUUCUGAAUCUAAAUAGAAGAAAUGGCGAUAAUGAGACCAAGUUAGUGUGAUAGACUGGGGAACAUUACUUAAAAAGGAUGACAGUGGAAAGGCAAUGGAAAGCAUUCAGAGAGCAAAUGGGUAAACUGCAAAAAUUGUUUGUUCCUGUGUGGCGCAAAACGGAAAGUGGGAAGGUAUCCAAACGAUGGGCUACAAGGAAUGCUAGAGACAGUGUUAGAGCCAAGGAAAAGGCAUACAAAUUGUCGAGAAAAUAAUACAUGUAUAGAUACAAAAGGAUGUUCCCAUGAUGGGAGAGACAAGAACUAGGGAUCAUAGUUUUAA
This is a messenger RNA of Chiloscyllium plagiosum (whitespotted bambooshark), 4843 nucleotides long. It is a transcript of the gene myrfl, whose product is annotated as myelin regulatory factor like. Gene Ontology annotation, molecular function: DNA-binding transcription factor activity; sequence-specific DNA binding. Lineage: Eukaryota; Metazoa; Chordata; Chondrichthyes; Orectolobiformes; Hemiscylliidae. Gene Ontology annotation, cellular component: endoplasmic reticulum membrane; nucleus. Gene Ontology annotation, biological process: protein autoprocessing; positive regulation of DNA-templated transcription. The record is from RefSeq and is a predicted model, not a curated record.